AAUGUCUGCAACAUUUGGUAUUCACAUACCAAUAGACAUGCACUAAAUAUAACAUUUGUCAACAAGUUUUCUAACCAAACGGCAGGAUCGUUUCGUACCACACUAAAGUUGAUAGUUUUGAAAUAAUAGGAAGCAUAAAUACUGAAUAAUGAAUGAAAUAAUGUUCAGGACGUGUGUACUUAAUGACCUAAGCGCAAAGGUAAGUAAUCAUGCAACAAAGCCCUGUUGUGUCUACGCGUUCUAGGGUGCGGACUACAAUAAACAUAACUGCUUCAUUUUAAUCAAACUGUCAUUAAACUGGUACCGGACCCAGUUCCAUUAGUAACUGUGAGUAAUAGGUGCUUUGGAUCAACACUUGUUCUGCUCCUGACAUUUCACCUUUUUGAGAUUAUUGUGUUUUGUAUCUGAUUUGAAUUAUUUUAUUUCCCGUAUUCGCACAUGUAACAACAACAUUAGCAACAGCAAAAACAGCAACAGCAAUAACAACAACAAUAACAAAAAAUGAAGCUACGUCUAUACCAGAUGGGGCUAAGCAUAAUAAUGUACGAUCGAGAAGCCUAUUGACACGUCAUUGUCACCCAGCGACAUCUGCACCCAAUGUUUAUAUGGUUUUUGACAGCUGUUUGUCACUUUGCUAUCCAUUAUGAAACACAUGCACGGGUUAUUUUUCCAUUUUCCAUGUGAAUCCUGCUCGCAACGGAUUAGCUCAUUCAGAUUUCACACGGUGAAUACCGAAUGGUGACUCCAGGGAAUUCCAGGGUUAGAAAAUCUCUGCGCAAUUCACAUUAGCUACGAGAUACCCUCUUGCUUAAUCGUCUCGCACUUAGCAAGAUAUCAAAGCAAAAUUGUGUCGGGACCUGACCUCCUCGCUGCAUAGCAACAGGUGUCUCCCAUCUACAUCCGUCUCAUACCAUCUACAUUUGUCUCAUAAACCUCUUGCUUCUUGGACAGUUUAAUAGUUGAGCAAGGUCUGAAACCGUUUUAUGGGAGCUGGAGAAGAGAAUUCAGCAUCUAGCUAAAUGGAAAGGGAUUAUAAUCAGUCAUCAAAUUGGAUUGAAAUCCACCUGUUUCUCAGUUGACGACUUCAAUAACACGACAUAUCAUGUGGCGGGUCAUAUUGUGGUUCUUCGUUUCAAACUUCUGUUGUCCAAGUGUAAACGCAGGUGAAGGAAUCAUGUGUGAAGUGAUAACAAAUGAAAACGGCACUACUGAAAUCAAAAUCCACAUCACCAAAGAAUUUGAAGAAACAAGAGAGUCGCUCAUCCUUUCCCAUGAGAGCACGAAAGUUCGUGUUGCCGUGCUAAACCGUGUCACAACUGAUUAUGUUUGUCAAACCAAUUCGGAUUACAAAUGCCAGAAAUUGGAUAACUACACCUAUAGUGUCACCUCCGCCUGUGCACCAAAGGGAGAAUAUAAUAUUUCAAAUGAUGAAGAUCAACCAACCAUGUGUACAGUUAAAGACCACACAUCAGAGAGACAGCCUCAUGAUGCCAAAACAUCUGAAUCGAAUCCCAACACUAACAUAGAGCGAGAAGCAGGUUCUGAUGAAAAAAAUGAACUUGGCCUCGGCAUUGGCAUUCCUAUUGUUAUUAUUAUUGCUGGCCUUGGAGCCCUGAUAAUACGUGUGGGCGUGGAUCUCCCACCUCUUCCAGUGAAGAGAACCAACGCACUCAUUGACCUGGUGACGACCUGAGAGAUGUUGAUGUCU
Pomacea canaliculata is the source of this 1708-nucleotide messenger RNA. RefSeq lists its product as uncharacterized. Lineage: Eukaryota; Metazoa; Mollusca; Gastropoda; Architaenioglossa; Ampullariidae. The record is from RefSeq and is a predicted model, not a curated record. The transcript has 10 exons. Bases 1103 to 1693 code for a protein of 196 amino acids.